Arachis stenosperma is the source of this 1244-nucleotide messenger RNA. RefSeq lists its product as uncharacterized. NCBI's taxonomy places the organism in Eukaryota, Viridiplantae, Streptophyta, Magnoliopsida, Fabales, Fabaceae. The record is from RefSeq and is a predicted model, not a curated record. The coding region runs from base 57 to 947 and encodes 296 amino acids. The transcript has 8 exons.
AAAUUAGCUACCCGAUCUCUUCACUCUUGAGCUUAGACUGAGAGAAGACAAUAACAAUGUCUUCGCUUCGCUUAUUCAUUCUCUUACUCACUCUCUCUCUUUGCUUCGCUUUCCAAUCCGACGAGCUCCUCCUCGACGACGAUGAAUUCGGCCUCGAAGGCGGUAACCAACAACCGCCGCGCUCCGAUCCUCACUUCCCCUCCCCUUCCACCCCCGCUCCUCGCAAGAGGUUCACCGAAUCUUCCUCCUCCGAUUCUAAGAUCCAGUUCUCCCUCCACCACGCCUUCGGCGACUCCGAUUUCUCCGACGCCGGCAACUUCUCUGCUCGCCUUAAGACUUGGAGUCACGGCGGCCAGACACUGACGAAGUUGCGGUUUUCGCGGAAUCCAUUGACUGAAGAGGAGCAGAAGAAAUUUCAAGAGCUGUUGCAAACAGAUGAUUUCUAUAGGAUAAGACUUCCAUCCAAUGUUUUGAGCCCUCCAGGCAGGGAUUAUAUUAUUUCUUCAGUGAAAGCUCGAUGCCUUCCUGGGGAGGGAUUGGAAGAGCAUUUUGUAAUUCAUACGGAAGGUAUUAACAUCUUGGCUGUCAAUUAUGGUGCCCCUGGGGCUUGCCCUUAUCCCCGGCAACUGAAGCGUCCUGCGAGGUGGUCUUUCAAGUCUCACACUAUUUUGAAGAACAGUGAGCAAGCACCAAGAACUCCAAUAUUUGCUGAAGACGUGCUUGGUGGGGAAGAGGGAGAAGGUGAACUUGUAAAGCCAGUAGAGAGGUCCUUUUGGGCUAAAUAUUGGAUGUACUUGAUCCCUCUUGGACUCAUUGUAAUGAAUGCCAUUACACAAGCAAUGAAUAUGGCUGAGGAACAAGUGGGUGGGCAAGGUGGUGCUCCAGGACAGCAACAGCCAGGAUCUGCAGGACAGCGUGGAUCAAACGCUGGUGUGCGGAGAAGAUGAUUAGUUUGGUUCUUUUACACUAGAAGGGAUUAUUUGAGGACAUUAGUAAUGAAUGGAAUCUUAGGUUGACCUCUUUGUUUAUGUAACAUUUUAAUAGCUUUCAGAAAAAUUGUUCAUGUAUUCCCUGUAAGAUUUGAAACAAUGAUCUUAGAAUAUCCCCAAUUAAAUUUUGAGUUUUGACAAUGCCAUGUUUAAUUAUUGGCAACUAUUCAGAUUGCAUGGUUCCUCGAGAAGAUAUUGAUAAGCGAGUAAUUUAACGAUGCUGUUGCAUUAUUUAAUCAGUAUCAUUUCCUAUUA